AUGGCGGCCAUGGUGUGGUUUGUUCCCUCCAUGGCGAGAUUUUUCAAUAGCAGUCUGAAGGACGUCGCCAUCGCCAUCAUCAUCACCAUCAUCAUCAUCAUCAUCAUCAUCAUCAUCAUCAUCACCGUCAUCACCGUCACUACCAUCAUCACCAUCAUCGCCAUCAUCGCCAUCAUCAUCGCCAUCGUCAUCGCCAUCAUCAUCGUGGUCAAUGUUGAACAACUCUGUGCUGCUGGUCCUUAUUAG
Molecule: messenger RNA, 246 nt
Organism: Metarhizium album ARSEF 1941
Lineage: Eukaryota; Fungi; Ascomycota; Sordariomycetes; Hypocreales; Clavicipitaceae
Exons: 2
Coding region: 1-246 (81 amino acids)
Source: RefSeq, a predicted model, not a curated record